UGUUGUUGUUUCUCAUCGAAUAUUUUUUUUUGUGACAAUUUGUGAUUUAAUCAAAGUUUUCUACAUUAUUUUACUUCAUAAGUAAUUAUAUCUUUAGUGUAAAAACUCUGAAUAAUGGCGGAUCCAUCGGAGCACCUACUGGCUCUCAAAGUUAUGCGCCUAACACGGCCAACAUUGAUAAGCCCGCAGAUUAUUACGGCGGAAGCCAAAGACCUACCGCAGAACACGUUCGAGCACAUCCUCAAAUCGUCCGCGACCACCGUGCAGGACAGCGAAACCUUAGCCGCCGGACAAUUUAUGCAGCUACCGCAGAGCUUCGGUAACAUCUAUCUGGGCGAAACGUUCUCCAGCUACGUGUGCGUCCACAACUGUCGAACCCAUCCGGUGAACAACGUUUCCGUUAAGGCCGAUCUGCAGUCCAACAAUACCCGGAUAAAUCUGCCGAUCCAUGCGGACAAGCAGGGUCCGGUCGUACUACAUCCGGACGAAACGCUGGACGAUGUAAUUCAUCAUGAAGUCAAGGAGAUUGGAACCCACAUAUUGGUCUGUGAAGUGUCCUAUAUGACCCCAGCUGGGCUGGAGUCAUCAUUUCGCAAGUUUUUCAAAUUCCAAGUGGUCAAGCCGCUGGACGUGAAGACCAAGUUCUACAAUGCGGAAACCGACGAGGUUUACCUGGAAGCCCAGAUCCAGAACAUCACGGUGGGGCCCAUCUGCCUGGAGAAAGUGGAACUGGAAAGCUCCGAACAGUACACGGUGGUCUCGUUGAACAACCUUCCCUCCGGGGAAUCGGUAUUUUCCCAAAGAACCAUGCUGCAACCGAUGAACAGUUGCCAGUUUUUGUACUGCAUCAAACCGCUGCCGGCCAUUUUGAACGAUCCGAUGGCACUGAAGGCGGCCAACAACAUCGGAAAGCUGGACAUUGUAUGGCGGUCCAAUUUGGGAGAACGGGGCCGACUGCAGACCAGUCAGCUGCAGAGGAGCCCAAUCGAGUACGGAGAUCUCCGGCUGACGGUCAUCGAAGCCAACAGCACCGUAAAGAUAGGUGAAGGAUUUGACUUCAAGUGCCGCGUGACGAACACCAGCGAACGGUCCAUGGAUCUGGUGAUGAAUUUGAACACCAAUGCUAAAGUUGGGUGCGGUUACACGGGACAGACCGAGAUAAGCCUUGGACCACUGGAACCCGGCAAGUACAAGGAGUUCAACUUGACGGUUUGUCCGGUGCGGUUGGGGCUGAUUACCAUUACGAAUCUGCAGCUGACGGAUGUGUUUAUGAAACGGAAGUACGAGUUCGAUGAUUUUGUACAGGUGUUUGUGGUGGACGAAGACUACAAAGAGGACGAUUUUCAACUGGACAAAUACGUUCGGUAUAGCAUUCCACAGUCUGUUUAGGGCGUUCUUUCGCAAAGUAGUAAUUUUAUCUAUAUAAAUUAGAUAACGUUGAAAGAAAGAAAGCAUCCAGUGUUUAGUUUGCAUAGAAAUAGUUAACGAAAUCGAAAGUUGGAAAUAUGUAUAAUGGAUAGGGUGUUUAACAGGUUCUCUUUGAAACUUUUAUUUUUUUAGUUGACACCGUUAGCAGAUUAAAAACUGGAUGCUAUCACUUUCCCUAUGUAUUUUUUUUUUUUAUCAUUUUAUAUUUAUUCGAGUGUUGAGAAGAUUACUGUAGCCAACAAAGCAUAAUCCACAUUAUAGAAAAAGCAAAAAUUCCAUUCCAAA
Messenger RNA from Aedes albopictus (Asian tiger mosquito), 1713 nucleotides. Its product is annotated as probable trafficking protein particle complex subunit 13 homolog. The record is from RefSeq and is a predicted model, not a curated record. The transcript has 4 exons. The coding region runs from base 115 to 1389 and encodes 424 amino acids. Gene Ontology annotation, cellular component: TRAPPIII protein complex. Lineage: Eukaryota; Metazoa; Arthropoda; Insecta; Diptera; Culicidae.